This is a messenger RNA of Aspergillus puulaauensis, 1854 nucleotides long. Its product is annotated as FAD binding domain protein. The record is from RefSeq and is a predicted model, not a curated record. The transcript is spliced from 2 exons. Lineage: Eukaryota; Fungi; Ascomycota; Eurotiomycetes; Eurotiales; Aspergillaceae. Gene Ontology annotation, cellular component: cytosol. Gene Ontology annotation, molecular function: FMN binding; flavin adenine dinucleotide binding; [methionine synthase] reductase (NADPH) activity. Gene Ontology annotation, biological process: homocysteine metabolic process. The coding region runs from base 1 to 1854 and encodes 617 amino acids.
AUGUCAUCGACCUCGCACCCGGAUAACCCUGUCCCCGAAGAGCCUCGAGUGCGCUCGCUAUCCGUUACGAACACGAGCUUCGGUGGUUCUUCGCUUUCAUCACAAGGCUCAGAAAAGACAGAAUCAUUAGAGUCGUCGACGACGACGACACCACCUACAGAACCCUCCGACGAAGAGCUCUCACAGAAGCAAUCUGAAGAUGGCACUGGACGCCGCAGGCGUGCGUCCACCGUUCUCAUCUCACAGGGUCCAGAUGAUAUGCGCCGGAUUUUGGAGAAUGUAGGAACAGCAGGAGGCACACAGAAGCUUCAGCCCAUGUGCUGUGGUGGUGGAUGCUGUCGUCUUCAACCACUGAACCAGACUCCUGGCCCUGUCUCUGUUAUCAACCCUGUCACUCCACCGGAUAACAAGGCAUUCGAGAGCCUGAAGCUCAAUGUCGACCUCCUUACGCUUGACAGCGAGCUCACGAACCUUGCUCCCCUUCCUGAGAAGAAGGUUUCCUUUUCGACAAUUCCUCCAUCAGCUGUGGAUAUGCAGCUUGGGCCUGAAGAUCACCCUCCUCCUUUCGUGCAGCCUCACCCUCCAUACAAUGUGUACCGAGCUCCCGUUUAUCAUGCACGAGAGCUCACAGGCGCUGGCGCAGAGAAGCGGACAUACCACUUUGACAUUGACGUGACCGACUAUCCUGCUGAGAGUGGGAACGUCGACUUCGUCGUAGGUGGUGCUAUUGGCGUGUGCCCCAUGAACAAGGAGGAAGAGGUGGAGGAUAUCUUGAACCUGCUUGGCAUUCCAAAGUUCAUUCGCGACAAGAAGAUCACAGUCCGCACUUCCAGUGGUCGGUGGCCAACGAUUUGGGGUAAGGACGAGGCCCGGGAGUUGAUCACAACCCGACGAGAGCUUCUUAAAUGGUGCUCCGACAUCCAGAGUUAUGCCCCAACAAAGAAUCUAUUCCGGCUGCUCGCCGAAUAUGCCAGCGAACAAAGCGAGAAGAAGAUCCUCACAUACCUAUCGUCAGCUCAAGGCCAAGGUGCCUUCUGUGACCUCCGUACCAGCUCACAUAUCACCGUCUCCCAACUUCUCCACGCCUUUCCCUCAUCCCAUCCCCCACUAGACCACCUCCUGUCCGCCCUCAACCAACUCAUGCCCCGGUUCUAUUCUCUAUCACAAGACCCCAUGAUCUCAUGCAAGCGCAAAGGCGAGGAAUCCCGUCGCCUAAUCGAAAUUGCCAUAACAGUCGCGGAAUCCGACGACUGGAAGGGCGGCAACCGAACCGGCGUAGGGUCAGGCUACAUGGAACGCCUCGCCCGACGCGUCAUCCAAGCUCAAAAUGACGGCGGCGAGGUCGGAAACCUCGGCCUCCAUGUCCCCAUGUUCCGUGGCCUAAUGGCGAACCCACUCGCCAAGCGGUUCGCCUCUGACGGCCCCAUGCUCCUCAUCGGCGCUGGUGUCGGAGUCGCUCCAUUCCGAGGAUUCGUUCAGCGCCGGCUUCAGUCCGCGAACUGCGCGAAUAAGGUCUGGGUGUUGCAGGGCGUUCGCGAUUCCUUGCUAGACGAGCUCUACCGCGGCGAGUGGGGCGUGGAAGAGGAUAAAGUUCGUAAGGUCGUUCAGAGUCGUCGCGGCGAGAGCAAGUACGUCCAGGAAGAAGUCCGCAACCAAGCCGACCUUGUCUGGUUCGUGGUAAACUCGCUUGAUGGCCGUGUUUUCGUAUGCGGAAGCGGUAAAGGUAUGGGUGAGGGCGUCGAGGCUGCAUUGAUCGAUGUCGCCAUGGCCAAGGGAAACCUAAACCGCGAAGAAGCCGAGCUGUUCUGGGAAAACAAAAAAGAAGCAGGACAGUACAUUGCGGAGACGUGGUGA